Messenger RNA from Uloborus diversus, 2571 nucleotides. RefSeq names its product sorting nexin-19-like. The coding region runs from base 1 to 2445 and encodes 814 amino acids. Gene Ontology annotation, cellular component: intracellular membrane-bounded organelle. NCBI's taxonomy places the organism in Eukaryota, Metazoa, Arthropoda, Arachnida, Araneae, Uloboridae. The record is from RefSeq and is a predicted model, not a curated record. Gene Ontology annotation, molecular function: phosphatidylinositol binding. The transcript has 11 exons.
AUGUGGGAAUUGGUCUUUACAAAAUCAUCCGAUGCAACAACUGAAGAGUCUAGUUUCUAUUGCUGCGGAGAGACAGCAAAACUAGAGCAAGAAAUAAAUGUAAUGGUUUUAAAUAUUUCUCAGUGCUACAUUCAUGUUUGGUAUGAUAAAAUUAGUGACAGUGAGGAAUUUGUAUUAUAUUUAAACGGUUGCAUGAGAGAAACUUUAAUAAAUCUAUGUAAGGGUGUUUCUAAAAUAGAUCGAAAAAAAUUUUCAUUUGUAAUAAUGCAAUUAUAUCUUCAUUUUCUUACUCACAUUGUGGAUGCCAAGCAGAAAUCUGGAAAAUUCAAAUUGGAGAAUUUUCAAAUGAGGCAUUGGGCAAUAAAAGACAGCUUGACGGAAUGGUGCUACCUUCAGAGUCUUGUUAGUACAUUAAUAGAUACUUUUGGGCCUGCGGAAUAUCAUAGCACCUUUCAUAGUAAAUGUAAUCCUGUCCUCCAUGCAGUUGUUGUUGAAAUUUUAGCUGAGAACGUCAUCUAUCCACUUCUAAAUGUUUUAUCAGAUCCUGUUCGUCUAAAUUCAUGGAUUCUUAAAUUUCUAUUGAACUAUGUUAUGAAACAAGAGCAAACUGAAGUUAUUUCCAUGGAUGGAAUUUCACAUCAAAGCAGUUCUUUGAAUUUAGAUAGUGGCUAUGGUAUUAAGCCAAAGAUUUUACUUCCUGCUGAAGAUUCUUUUGUUGAUUCUGUGUCUGAAAAUAUGUCUGUGAAUGUUUCUGAUAAUACGUUAACUAUUCCUCCUGAUACGUAUGUUGAAGGUCCAUCUGAAGAAUGUCAUGAAGUUUUUAGAAAGUUAAGUGACAUUGGAGAUUUUGAAGACUUACCUAAUUUUAUAGGUACAGGUUUGAAAUCAUCAAGUAAUAUUAAUUUGUUAAAUAGUGACUUUUUAGAUACAAAAGAUGUUAGUUCUGAAAAAGGUUUACCUGUUUCCUGUGAUACUUCUACUAUAAAAAGAUCGAAAAGUGCGGAUUAUAUUCGCCAAAUGCCACAAUUGAAAGCACUAAAUGUUAAAGAAUAUAGUAUUGUAUUGCAAAGUGAAAACAACAAAAUGCUUGUCGCUCUCCGACCAGAUGCAAAUCCUAAUAAUCUUGUAGAACAGGCUGAGGAAGCUGUUGAAAUUGAAGUUCCCACUUUAUUUACUGAUGUCAAAAUAACGGACACUCAGCAACAAAGUGAGGCUGGUCUCCUUCCGUACAUAUUAUAUUGUAUUCAGUAUUCAGGCGUCUUCCAUGACACUAGUUCUGAGACUCCUCAUUUUGUGAAGCAAGUUGUAAGCAUCAAAAGGCGUUUUCGGGAAUUCCUUGCACUGCAGUCCAGACUAGAAGAUAAUCCUUCUUUGAAAAACUAUUUAAAAGGAAUAAAAGGACCUAGUAAAGGGUUGGCACUACCAUUCUCUAAUCUAGAUAAAAAGAACAUAGCUGAAAGAAAGUCUUUUUUGGAAAGUUAUCUAAAAGAGCUAUGCAGUCAAGGGCCAAUUGCACAAAGUUCUGAACUUCAGCAGUUUUUAGCUUAUGGUGGAGAUGCACGUAUAGCUUUUGUUAAGAAAGCUGUUGAUAUUGGUGUUCCAAGAAUUGAUAAGAUGUUGGUUCGGGGUGUGAAAGGUGCAAUCGAUAUGUUUAGAACUGCUAUGCCAAAUUCUCCCAUUGAAGGUGGAUGUUCUGAUAGCAAUCUGUUUCUGAAUUCAAAAGCACUAUAUGAAGAUAUAAGUCCAGACUAUCGAUUUCAAGAGCACUUACUAGAAUUUUCCAGUAAAGAACCAGAGAUAAAAGAAAGUGUGGUAUCAUUUUUAGAAAAUUUCAGUAAGAAAUUUUCUUCUAGAAAUGUAUUUGAUACUUUAAAAAGAUCCGAUUCCAAUGGAAAAAGAUCCUCGUUACUGCAUUCUCGAUGCAGUCUAAAUAUUGAUGAAAGCUGCAUGUGCAUUGAAACUGCAAAUGUGAGAGAAAUUUUUAUGCUGGAAGAAAAUCCAUUUGGAGAUACUGUGUUUCAACUUUUAAUGGAAGCUGUUAAGUUAAAUAAUUUGAAUAAAGCUUGCAUUCUCUCUAUUGGAAAGCUGCUGUAUUCUUCAUGCAUUGAUAGGUUUAUUAUUAGCAAAAUUGAUAAGAUAUCCGAAGAACAGUUUGCUGUGUGUCUACACUUGCUUCAUAAAGCUUUAUGGCCAGAUGAAAAAAGUCAAGAUGAAAACAAGACAAAACCAGACAGUGCAUCCCAAAUUAAAAAAAUAAUAGAAUGUUUAGAAACUUUUUUAGCCAAAAACUAUAUGUCUUUGAAUAUGAGCUAUACUCUAAGGAAGUUUGUUUUGAGUAAAAUACAUUUGUUCCUGUCAUCAGUUCAACAUCAAGAAUCAAAUAGGUGUUUAUUGUUCCAUAUUUUUGAUGUUGUAAUUGAAACCUUGUGCUCAAAAGAAGAAUAGACAUAGUGCCUGUUAAUAAAAUUUUGUUGUGUCAUAUAUAUGUUGUUAUAUAUUUAUAGACAUUAUGGUGAGUUUUUCGAGAAUUCCAUUGGAUUACCCAUGGGAUAUAUUUUUGGAAUAUCAUGC